Molecule: messenger RNA, 714 nt
Organism: Dentiscutata erythropus
Lineage: Eukaryota; Fungi; Glomeromycota; Glomeromycetes; Diversisporales; Gigasporaceae
Source: the annotation of a GenBank genome assembly
AUGGCAAAUUGUUGGACAAAGACUAGUAUUUUGCCGAUAGUACUGGAUGAUAAUGUUGAACUUUCGCAUAAUACAUAUUUAGAAACAAUUGAGUCUGAAGAAAAUGAAAUAUAUGAAUUAGUUAAUAAUUCCUAUAUUUCUACAGAAGAAGUACUUGAUGACAAUCAAAUUAUUGAAACUAUAUUAGCAAAGCAAUUAGAAUAUAAGCAAGGUGAUCCAGAUGACUCCAAUGAAGAGCCAUCAAAAAUUUCUCCUGCUGAAGGAUUAAAUGGGUUAAAAACUUUCAUUUUAUUCACUGAACAAAUGGACAAUAAUUUUUUCUCCAAUAAUAAUAAUCUAGCAGUAUUUCGAAAGUAUAUACCAUCAGUGAAAAGAAAAAUUACAGAGUCUAUGAAGCAGAAAUUUAUUAAAGAUUUUUUUAAAAGUAAUCAAACUAUGUCUUUUAAUAAUGAAUAUUCUCUUUCUGAUGACAACAAUAACUCUUCUGACAAUAACUUCCCUGAUGAUGACUUCUCUGAUAAUGACUUCCCCGAUAAUGACUUCCCUAAUAAUGACUUCCCUGAUAAUGACUUCCCUAAUGAUGACUUCUCUAAUUAUGACUUCUCUGAUAAUGACUUCUCUGACAAUGACUUUUCUGAUGAUGACUUUCCUGAUAAUAACUUUCUUAAUAACAUUUCUAGCAAUGAUGAUGACUUUUCUAAUGAUGACUUGUGA